This is a messenger RNA of Penicillium cosmopolitanum, 2541 nucleotides long. RefSeq lists its product as uncharacterized. The record is from RefSeq and is a predicted model, not a curated record. Lineage: Eukaryota; Fungi; Ascomycota; Eurotiomycetes; Eurotiales; Aspergillaceae. The transcript has 14 exons. Gene Ontology annotation, molecular function: myo-inositol:proton symporter activity. Gene Ontology annotation, biological process: transmembrane transport. Gene Ontology annotation, cellular component: membrane. The coding region runs from base 1 to 2541 and encodes 846 amino acids.
AUGUCGAAGCACAGUUUGGAAGAAGACCUUAAGCCAAAGUCGGUUUACUUCAAUCGCAGAAGAAGUAUGUUUGAGCUAACGAAAAAUUGUCUGGUAGAAUCUCCAAUCCUCUUGCUGGGAUUGCCAAAGUCGAUCUCUACGAUCGCGUGCUUCGCUUCUGCCAGGAAUUUGGAUUCGAAGACCGUAUCGAAACAUUUCAGAAAAGGGGCGCUUGCAGCACAGAACCCAAACAACUUUGAGGACUUAUCCGAAUUGACCGAGGAGGACAAAUAUCAUUUGAGGCGAGAGUAUACCCACAAAUGGCACUUACCAAGGGCCCUCUAUUUCAGUAUUGGCUUGUGCUCUCUUGGAUCAGCGAUCCAAGGAUGGGAUAACACUGGUGCAAAUGGCGCCAAUCUUUCUUUUCCACAAGAAUUUGGCAUUGAAGACAAUGCGUGGUUGGUUGGGGUCAUCAAUUCUGGUGCGUGGGCAUCAGACCCUCUGAAUAAUUGGCUGGGUCGUCGGGGCACUAUAUUCGUGACCGGCUUGUUCUGCGUGUUCCCUGUUCUUGCGCAAGGCUUUACCCAAAACUGGUGGGGCCUCAUGCUGUGCCGUCUAUUCAUGGGACUCGGUAUGGGUGUUAAGAUAUCAACAAUCCCGGUGUUUAGCGCCGAGGUCAGUCCGGCCUCUAUUCGAGGUGGACUGGUCACAAGUUUCCAGCUUUGGGUGGCAUUUGGAAUUCUAGUUGGAUUUUGCUCUAAUCUCGUAUUCUACCGCAUUGGACCACUGGCUUGGCGCUUUCAACUGUCUGCUGCCUUUGUUCCUGCUAUACCAGUGCUGAUAUUUGUGUGGUUUUGCCCCGAGUCGCCAAGAUGGCUUAUGAAGAAGUAUCGCUACAAGGAUGCCUUCGCGUCUUUCUGUCGCUUGCGCAACACGGAAUUGAUUGCCGCUAGAGAGCUGUACUAUGCACAUUGCCAGGUAGUCACUGAGCGCGAUGCAUUCUCGGGCAAAUCUCUUGCCCAUCGAGUUUGGGAGCUAUUUACUGUACCCCGCCUCCGUCGAGCGAUGAUCUCGAGUGCAAUCAUCGUCACAUCGCAACAGUUUUCCGGUAUCAAUAUUAUGAGCUUUUACUCGUCCACUAUCUUUUCGGAGGCUGGAUAUUCAACGCGAGAUUGUCUACUUGCCUCUCUUGGCUUCGGUUUGGUCACAUUUGUCUUUGCCCUACCAGCUGUCUUUACCAUGGACACUUUCGGUCGACGCAACCUUCUCUUGUUUACUUUUCCAAAUAUGGCUUGGUGUCUCCUGGCGGCGGGCUGUUGCUUCUUGCUACCCACGGGGUCUGAAGCCCGAGUGCCUCUAAUUGCCUUCUUUGUCUACCUGUUUUCGGCAUUUUACGGACCAGGGAUCGGGCCUAUUGCCUCGAUCUAUUUCAGCGAGGCUUUCCCGCUGUCCCACCGUGAACUGGGGGCCGCCUUCACGAUUUGCGUCAAUAACUCGAUAGGAAGUGCUCUCAGCCUUACAUUCCCAUCAUUGUUAAAGAAGACAACGCCCACUGGUGCUUUCGGAUUCUAUGCGGGAUUAAACAUUCUCGCUUUUCUCAUCAUCUUCCUCGUCGUCCCUGAAACAAAACAACGUACGCUUGAAGAACUCGACUACACCUUCGGUGUUCCGAUAAAGACACGCGCGGUAUCAGACUGUUUGAAAGUUCUGCAACUCACCUACAUUCUUUAUUUUUUUUUUGCAUUUACCAUCGGGAUGUCGCUCACUUACGAAACCGUCGCACUCCAAGUCCAGGGUGUAAACCUCGAGGUUUCUACAGUUCACAGUUUGACUUCUAAAACACCAAUUUUAUUCCUGCAUGGUUUUGGGUCCUGCAAAGAGGACUUGGCAGAUGUACAUAUCCACCCGUAUCUGAAACAGUAUGGGUAUAUCGCCUACGAUGCGCCAGGGUGUGGUCAGACCAAGAGCGAUACGCUCUCCGCUACCGACAUACCUUUCCUUGUCGCCACUGCAGAAGCGUUUCUAGAAAACUUCAAAAUCACUCGCUUUCACUUGAUGGGCCACUCCAUGGGUGGGCUCACAGCGCUCUACCUGGCGCACCGCAACCCCGACCGGGUGUUGAGCUUUGUGGAUAUCAAGGGCAAUUUGGCCCCGGAAGACUGCUUCCUCAGCAGACAGAUCUUCACAUUCAAAUCAGAUGACCCCGAGGAUUUCUUUAAUGCCUUUAUCGACCGGACCCGGACCAGUGGGUCUUACGGAAGUGCCCUGUAUGCGAGCACUCUCCGGGCGCGGGUUCGUGUCGAAGCAGUGCGACCGAUUUUCGAAUCGAUGGUCCAGUUAUCUGAUGAGGCAGAUCUGCUAGGAAUGUUCAUGGGGCUUCCCUUCCCGCGAAUGUUCAUGUUCGGAUGGGAGAUGAGAGGGUUGUCGUAUCUCGAACAGCUAAAGAAGGGGGGUGUGGAAUUAGCCCAGAUCGAAGAGUGUGGACAUUUUCCCAUGUACUCCAGCCCGCUGGAGAUGUAUCGUCAGGUGUCGAUAUUUCUAGAUAUGAUUGGGCGCAAUUAG